This is a messenger RNA of Hypoxylon fragiforme, 2140 nucleotides long. RefSeq names its product ASST-domain-containing protein. The transcript has 3 exons. Lineage: Eukaryota; Fungi; Ascomycota; Sordariomycetes; Xylariales; Hypoxylaceae. The record is from RefSeq and is a predicted model, not a curated record. The coding region runs from base 460 to 2082 and encodes 540 amino acids.
GUCUUAACGGGGUCAUGUGAUUUUAUAGACGAGUUAGAUCUAAUAGUUACUAUUGAAUAGGGUAUGAAUCACAGACGAUCUAGAGUCGCAUGCAGUAAAGGUCCACUUGAUAUACUGACGUGCUUUUGCGUGUCGAUGAGGAAUCUGUCGUUUCCAUUCACAAUUCUUGAUUUUUGAAUUAAUUCAACCUCUGCCUUCAUAUUAGUAUAACCGCACAACAUAUAAAGUCAACUGCCUUCCCAUGAAAGCUUUUUUCAUCCUUCUAUCUUCUCCAUAAACACUGCUGUUACAUUUUCAAUACGAAAAGGGUAGAAAAUACAACAGCUACAAAACUCAACAAAAGGAAUUGGCUAUCUAGGGUUUUUGUAUUAUACCAAGGUUAAUGUACCCUUUCUAAAAAAAUUGCGAAAUGGAGUUAUUCUCUGACACAGGCAGCAUUAACCCUCCCCGACCGCCACCAUGAGGUCCUUUCACGUUCUUGGGACAGCCUUGACACUGUCACUCCCGGUUAUUGCGGAUUGGCAAUACAAAUCUCGUUCGGAUCUUGCUCCACCAAGACUUAAUAUCACCAUCCCGGCGACUAAGGAUGUCGAAAAGGGGUACUUGUUCGUUGCCCCAUUCGCAGGAUUCCCAGAUACACCUACGGAGCAGCAUGGUCCCAGGCAAGCUGGCCCGUAUAUAUUCCGCGACAAUGGCGACCUAGUCUGGUCCGGCUAUGGAAUCUACAGCAUCUGGUCGACCAAUUUCCAAGCUGGUCGCUGGGACGGCAAGGAUAUCCUGUUUAGCUUUGAAGGUGACCAUAAUCCGGGAUAUGGACACGGUCACGGCCAUGUCACUAUAAUGGACAACCACUACGAGACUAUCCGAGAACUGCGAGCUGGUAACCAUAAGCUGGUAGAUAAGCACGAGUUCCAUAUCGUCAAUGAGAAAACGGGCUUGAUUCAGAUCUACCAACCGGUUGCUCGUGAUUUGACGGCUUGGGGUGCCAGCGCUGAACAACAGUGGAUCGUCAAUGCCAUCAUCCAAGAACUUGAUAUCACCACUGGUGAAUUGCUCUUCGAGUGGGCAAGUCUAGACCAUGUUUCCCCCGACGAGGCAAUCCUACCCAUCAACCCCGGCCAAGCCGGAUCCGGGUACAAUAGCUCCGACGCAUGGGACUACUUCCACAUCAACAGCGUCGACAAGGACGCCGACGGCAACUAUCUCAUCUCCGCGCGCGACGCGUGCAGCGUCCACAAGAUCAACGGGACGAGCGGGGAAAUCAUCUGGAAGCUGAACGGCAAGGACAGCUCGUUCAAGGUGCCCAAGGACACCGAGUUCUGCUUCCAGCACCACGCCCGCUUUAUAAGCCAGGAGGACGGCAUCGAGAUCAUCAGCCUCUACGACAACAGCGCGCACGGAACCGAGCAUAGCGGGGGAUCGGAGGUGCAUACUGCGCCGACGAGCAGCGGGAAGAUCAUCCAGGUCAAUACUACCUCCUGGGAGGCCGAACUGGUGCAGGGCUUUUACCCGCCGGAUGAUCUCCUAUCCAAGUCUCAGGGUUCCACCCAGAUCUUACCCAACGGAAACGCCUUGGUGAACUGGGGGUCGUCAGGUGCAGUGACAGAGUAUCUCCCCAACGGCGAGGCAAUCUUCCACGCGUACAUGGACUCCGGUGAUCUUGGCCUGGGCGUCGAGAACUACCGCGCCUUCCGUUACAACUGGACGGGCUUGCCCAACGAAGAGCCUGCUAUUGUAGCGCUCCAGGACGAUGAAGAGAUCACUGCUUACGUGAGUUGGAACGGCGACACUGAGACCAAGACCUGGAAGUUCUACGCCGCUACGGAUAGCAAUGGAUCGAAGAAGUUUAUCGGCGAAGUCGAAAGGACUAGCUUCGAGACUUCACUUCGGAUUCCUAAGCAUGCGACUGCCGUCUCUGCCGAAGCUAUUGGUGCCAAUGGGAAGAGUUUGCGACAUACGGCAACAGUGCUUGUCGAGCAGGAAAUUAAACCCGCUGGAAACGCCUACAAGGCAACCACCGAGACUACGGCGGAGAAGGUUAUGGAGAAGUCUAGCAGCCGUUGGGAAGAAUACGAAUUGUAAACCGACCGGGUGCGAGUUUGCGACUUUUGAUUGGAGGCAGACUGUGGUGUCUUGCCUA